UGACUUUCGAACUUUUUAAAACACAAAUUGAAAAAUGCACAUAAAAAAGCAAAUGAAUGGAAAUACAGUUAGUGUUACAGCUGCAGUGAAGCGAUAGAAACACAAACAGAUUCAGACUCAGACUGCUGAAUGUGGAUUGUGUCCACUGUGCUGCAUUUGGAAGAGAUUUCAUCACAGCCAACAGGGACAGGAGAAACAAGCAUGAGCAUGGAGGCAUCGUUUUAAGACACACCUGAAAAAAAUGUGAACCCAUCCUUUAAUUCAUCUCUAACAGACUAUGUGAUGGCACAUAAUUCUUUGCGCCCUUGAAUAAAAAGGGGUAGCUAGUCUCUCUGGAAAACCCUUGACGUGAAAAAGCUUCGUGAGCCACAGGCGCAGUCGAAAACACUUCGAGUUGACCUGACCCUGCGUUUUCCAACCUGUGUUAGGACACACAGAUGCUGGCUUCUGCCCAGUCGCCGCCUCCUCCCCCUCAGCAGCGCUUCGGUCCCGCCCACCGCCACCUGGCUCUGCUGCGCACCGCCGACUGGAGGCAGAGUGCCGCUACUCCUCUUCCCCACGCCAACGGAGAAGCAGAAAACAAGGAGCUCUGUGACCGUGGGUUUGUGAUUGAAUUUGCCUGAUAUUUUAAAACCGACCGACACAAUCUAAACCAACUCGACGUUUAAAGGAUUUUGGAGGAAAGUGCUAAAGGCGAGCAGAAAAUCAGAGUGCUCUGCGCGCUCUGCAUCCUUCCUCUCCAUCUCUAUCUCAUCUCUCCUCCUCUGUUUCUGCGCUCUUCUACAACACUCCCGGCUCUCCCAUCCUGAAUAUCCUGUGUGACUGUUCACUUAUUGCAAGCCGUGAGCUGCCCUUCUUCUUCAGUCGGAGUUUGAACCACGUUUCCGAGCUGCUGGAAGUAAACCGCCAGAGCCCCUGAGAGCUGGCUGGACUCUGUAGUGUUCGUCCUCCCGAAACAAACGGAUCAUCGAGGGGAGUCUGCGCGGAGUCAAAAGGACUGGAAAUUAUUUAGCCCUUUCACAUCAGCGUACCGCAUGGUGGGAAUUUCUGCCUCUUUUCAGUAUCGCACUGGGAAGCACUCCACCAUGCCCGACUCACCUGCGGACGUCAAGACACAGUCCAGGUUGACCCCCCCUACCAUGCCACCCCCACCCAGCACACAAGGAGCACCCCGCAACAGCUCCUACACCCCCACCACAUUAACCAAUGGCAGCAGCCACUCUCCUACGGCGCUCAAUGGCGCUCCGUCUCCUCCAAAUGGCUACAGCAACGGUCCUAGCUCCUCCUCCUCAUCCUCGCUGGCCAACCAGCAGUUGCCACCAGCCUGCGGUGCUCGGCAGCUCAGCAAGCUCAAGCGCUUCCUCACGACUCUACAGCAGUUUGGCAACGACAUCUCACCUGAAAUUGGCGAGCGGGUCCGCACAUUAGUGCUCGGACUAGUGAAUUCCACGCUAACCAUUGAAGAAUUUCACUCCAAGCUCCAAGAAGCCACCAACUUCCCUCUGCGACCUUUUGUCAUACCCUUUUUGAAGGCCAACCUGCCGCUCCUUCAGAGGGAGCUGCUGCACUGUGCCAGGCUGGCUAAGCAGAACCCAGCUCAGUACCUGGCCCAGCAUGAGCAGCUGCUCCUGGACACCAGCACCACCUCCCCAGUGGACUCCUCUGAACUCCUGCUGGACGUCAAUGAGAACGGCAAGAGAAGAACGCCAGACAGAACCAAAGAGAAUGGCUUUGAGCGAGAUGGCGCACUGCACCCAGAUGUUCACCCUAGCAAGCGGCCCUGCACCAUAAGCCCCGCCCAGCGCUUCAGCCCAUCCAAUGGGCUGUCUUACCAACCCAACGGCCUGCCCCAUCCAGGCCCGCUCCCUCCACAGCACUACAGGCUCGAUGACAUGGCCAUCGCCCAUCACUACCGUGACACCUACAGACACCCCGCCUCCAAUCAUCGGGAGAUCCGGGAGAGAGCCAGGCCUAUUGGUAUGCAUACAGGGACCCGGCAGGAGGAAGUGAUUGACCAUAGGCUGACAGACAGAGAGUGGGCUGAGGAGUGGAAGCACCUUGACCAUGUAAGAAAACUGCUCAACUGUAUCAUGGACAUGGUGGAGAAGACAAGACGCUCACUUACUGUACUGCGGCGGUGCCAGGAGGCUGACCGUGAGGAGUUGAACUACUGGAUCCGACGAUACAGUGACGCUGAAGAAUUGAAGAAGGGCCCCGCUAGUGGGCAGUCAAGGCAGCAGAGCCCAGCAGCACAGGAAAAUGCAACAUCGGAAAUUCACAGGGAGCUGCUGCACCGGCCUGUGUCUGGCUACGUUCCUGAAGAGAUCUGGAAGAAAGCUGGUACGGGAGGCUUGACUUCCUCUGUCUCCACACUCUUUCCAGAAGAGGCAGUGAAUGAGGUGAAGCGACAGGCAAUGUCAGAGCUGCAGAAGGCCGUGUCAGAGGCCGAGCGCAAAGCUCACGAGAUGAUCAGCAGCGAGCGGGCCAAGAUGGAACGUACAGUAGCCGAGGCCAAGCGGCAGGCGGCCGAGGACGCUCUCUCCAUAAUCAACCAACAGGAGGACUCCAGUGAGAGCUGCUGGAACUGCGGCCGCAAAGCCAGUGAGACAUGCAGCGGCUGCAACACGGCACGCUACUGCGGAUCCUUCUGCCAGCAUAAGGACUGGGAGAAGCACCAUCAUGUCUGUGGUCAGACCCUCCAGGCCCAGCAGCAGCAGGCCAGCCAGCAACAGGGAAGCGUCCCAGGGUCAGAGACCCCUGCUCCCAUCAGCUCCUCUGCCUGCACCCCGAGCAGCGGAACUGGGAGUCCGGCUGCUACCCCGCCUGCUGCUACGCCUCGCUCCUCCACCCCCAGCACCCCGUCCUCCUCUGCCCUGGAUGGCACACCGCGCUAAGACACUCACAGAGGGGGUGACGCCGAAUGCCUCCGGGUUCUUAACAGCCAGCCGUCAACCCCACAAACUGCAUGACUGUCAACAUUGCCUUGCAAAGAUACUAAACUAACUUGGCUAACAGAAAGAAAUGGCAAUGUUUCUGUCUAUCUUGCAGCGUAGUCAUUGAAGGGGGAGGAGGAGGUCCAUAAUCAGGUCAUAUUGACUUGCCAUGACUUUAAAGAAACACAAAGAUAUUCUUUGUUUUGAAUGAAUGAAUUUAAAUAUUGACAUCCUUUUAUCGUUACACUUGCUAUUCUUGUUGUCUGUUUGUCGUCGUGCCUGUUGUUGUUAAUGUUGUUGUCAUUGUAGCUUAUCUCAUUUUUUCCUGUAAAUAUUAAGAGACUGAGCAGAGAUAGCAGUGAACUCGAGACAAGUAUAUCUGACCUCCCCUUUUUUAAAUGUUUUUAUUUUCCAUCCUGGAAUUAAUGCUUAUUUCCUUCCUGUACCAGUGACAUGAGACUAGUCAACCUCAUUUUACCAAAUCCCAUACCAAGGGAACAUGUCUAGCUAGCAGAAUGACUGAAAUAUUCCGUACUCUUUGUAAUGAAAGAUAUUAGAUCUAAAUACCCUGAAAGACAUACCAACGGAUGGAUAGAAAAAUAAGUUUGCUGCCUGGAGAGAGGAGAGAGAUGGACUGAAUCUCUGGCCCACAGACCGCCAUGAAAUGGGCAGAUGUGCAGCAGAUUGCAAGCAGAGCCAGCUGUUCAACCAAUGUUAUUUCCCUCUCACUUGUAAUAAUAUCCAGGUCAGUGGGCUGGGAAAUACAAAUCCGUCUCCCUGAAGGAUGUAAAACGAAGAAUUCUUGGACAUGAUACAAAACUUUGCCCACUGCACAUGCGGAGGAUGUACUGUCUACAAUACGCACGUGGGUCACAAAAGCUCUCAAAGAGGAAGUGAAGUCACCAUCCCACCAGUGAGACUGUCAGCUUAUUAUGACAGCGGCCGCUGGGCCAUUCUAGAGCUGAAAACUAACAGAACGCAGUAGAAAGCUCAUUCUGCGCCCCAGACGCUCCCCUCCUGUCUCAACUCUGAAAAACAUUUUCAUCUUUCUUCACGUUCUUAUUCUUUCUCUGUAGAUGUCACGGUGUUUAAGACUUCUGUCCUGUGGUGUCACCAAUGGUUAUUUAUUGUAUAUGUGUUGGACAAAUGUGACAAUGCAUAGUACUUCAACCAGUCACAACUCUCGAGCCCUUCAUAACUCUCUCUCCUAGCUGGUGCAAAAAGAGAUAAAAAAAAAGACAAGUGUUAUCUUUUUUCCAAGCUGCUUUUCUAUUCUGUGUGUAAGUGGUAGAUCCCUUGUAGUUGUAUUAGUUUUACUUCCCUUCGUCCUCAAGAAAAGACACAAGCUAUAUCUCAGAGCUGCUACUUGAGUCCGACCCAGAUCUUUUCUGAGACCUAGCAUGUCACGCGGAAUGCUAAUCUAAAUGUUUUGUACAAGGGACAUACAUAAAUGUAUUUGCACUGUCACAGAGGUUAUUUCAGCAUGCUUCUUUUCAGCAUACUUGUGUUGUCGGUAUAGAGCCAUAAUUCAUCAUCCUUUUUGUAUGUAGUUAUAGCAUUAUCUGUUUUUACAUUCUUGGAAUGUAAAGUUGGAAAAAUGUAAAAUCACCAAACCCACUUUUUUUUAAUUCUUCUUUUUCUCAACAUGCUAACAAAUGUGGCCAUAACAUUUUUUGAAUAGCUACAGACAGUGCAUGCACAUUACUGAACGUUUGUUAAAUAUUUGUUAUUUUUUAGAAAAACUGAAAAAUGACCAAAAAAAAUCAAAACAAAAAAAUACAAAAAAUAUUCUAACAAACUAACUUUCCAAAUGCAGAGGUGUAGACUCCGAUUGACAGCUUUAACACUGCAAAGCACCAGGUAACACACAGUAUUAACACAAGAGAUAAACAAAAAACAAACAAAAAAAAAAACACACCAAAAACAGCCAAA
This is a messenger RNA of Scatophagus argus, 4865 nucleotides long. It is a transcript of the gene runx1t1, whose product is annotated as RUNX1 partner transcriptional co-repressor 1. Lineage: Eukaryota; Metazoa; Chordata; Actinopteri; Scatophagidae. Gene Ontology annotation, molecular function: transcription corepressor activity. Gene Ontology annotation, biological process: negative regulation of DNA-templated transcription; DNA-templated transcription. The transcript has 11 exons. The record is from RefSeq and is a predicted model, not a curated record. Gene Ontology annotation, cellular component: nucleus. The coding region runs from base 1035 to 2894 and encodes 619 amino acids.